Messenger RNA from Fusarium coffeatum, 390 nucleotides. RefSeq lists its product as uncharacterized. The coding region runs from base 1 to 390 and encodes 129 amino acids. The record is from RefSeq and is a predicted model, not a curated record. Lineage: Eukaryota; Fungi; Ascomycota; Sordariomycetes; Hypocreales; Nectriaceae. The transcript has 2 exons.
AUGCAGUUCUCUCUCGCCACCAUCGUUCUCGGCUUCGUUGCCGUUGCCUCCGCCGGCAUCGUCGAUGUCGAAGGCGUCCGCAACGCUCCCCGCGAUGCAGUCCACGUUCGUCGCCAGAACCAGAACCGUCCUGUUCCUCAAGGCGAAUGCUGUGUUGCCAACACCAGCUUGAAGCAGGAUGCCUGCACCGCCUCCAACGGUCAAGCUGGCCGCUGCGUUCCCGGUGGAAACGCCUGUGAUAGCCGACUUAGCUGCGUCGCGCAGUCCAACCUCGAGUGCGACAACAAUGUCCAGGAGCGUGGAAACACUCUCUGCCGUGCUCGGGCCGCUAACGGUCUUUUCGACGGUGGCCGAAUUAUCCAGAACCUUGGUGAGGCUUCGGUCAACUAA